Molecule: messenger RNA, 812 nt
Organism: Chara braunii
Lineage: Eukaryota; Viridiplantae; Streptophyta; Charophyceae; Charales; Characeae
Source: the annotation of a GenBank genome assembly
GCAGUGUGGCCCCUGGACGAAAAGAUGUUCGUCUUCUGGCUGACCCAGUGGUAUGUGGGACCGCUGCUGGUACCAUCGUCCAUAACGUUGUUGUUUUUUUAAUUCAAAAUUUCCUCCGCCAUGGUAUCUUGCGCCGGCGGUGGUAAUAGCCACAGGCGUUCGCUCCUUGAAACCUCACUGCCUUUGGUCCUUCGUGUAUGUGCAAGCGUUGCAGAGCUAUCCGGAGUCUUCAGUGUGUCGUCGUCGGCAGCAGCAAGAGGGGGUUCGAAGCGGAGGUUGACGGGCAAGCUGUCUUCGGUCCUUCGUGUACAUGAAAGCAUUGCAGAGCUAUUCGGAGUCUUUAGUGUGCAGUCGUCGGCAGCAGCGAGAGGGGGUUCGAAGUUGAGGUUGAUGUGCGAGAUGGACGUUGGUGGCAUGGCAGGGCGUGGUGAGGAAGGUGGGCGUGGAGGGCUGACAAAAUGGGAGAACCGAUUGGUAGUGACAACCUUAGUGACAAUGUCCAACCACAUUCAAACGACGAAUGGGUUGAGACAGCAAGCGGCGAGAAGACUUGGGGCGAGGGAGGCCGUUGUCACACAGGCGAUGGUGGAUUCAGUAUUCUCUGCCAUCGUUCGGGAUGCGCCUUUCCUCAUGGCUAAUUCCAUCUUUGCUGGAAUGUUGCCGAGGGAUACGUCGAGGUGAACAUCACAGUCCUCUAUAGGGGAGAUAGGUUAAAGGACAAUUAAAUUUUCAGACAACUUGUCAUGCUAUUUAUAAGAAAACCCAAGGGUUAUUUUAUCCAAACUUGCCAGCAAUCAAUAUGCUCCAAAUGA